CAUGUUAGUGUAAGCAUGUGUUGGCGUGUUGCAGUCGACCAAUCAGAAUCGACGUUACAACGCUCGUCAGGUUAUUCAUUUCAAAGAUGUCGGGAAUGCUCGAUUGAGGUUGGCAGACAAUGUUUACAUUUCUCCUCUCCUCAUGUUGCUCUCCUCCACCCGUCUCAACCUGACUCACUUGCACUGACCAAGACAAUCAUGAGGUUCAAUAGCAAAGCGCUUGCAAGUCUUUCCUUGCAGACCAACACCAAGUUUGAUAAAGAAGGUAUUGUAUGGAUGAAAGACAAACAAGAUGGACUUUUUAAGAAAGGUGAAGCCUUUGUGGAAAGAUUCUGUAGACUAAAGGGGAAUAUGCUGUUUUAUUUCAAGAGUAAAGAGUUCACAAACACAGAUCCAUUGGGUGUGUUGAUUAUUGAAAGAUGUACAGUAGAAUUAGACACAGACGAUGACAACUUACAUGGAUUCAUGCUAGUAUAUGAAGGAGAUGAAAAUCCUGUCCAUUUUGCCACACGCACAGAAGAACAGAGGGAUCAGUGGAUUCAGACAUUACACAUCGCUAGUUACGAGUGUCUCAAAAUGCAGCUGCAAAGUUUACGGGAACAGUUGGUUAGCAAAACAGGUCACGAUCCACUUGAUAGAAUGCCUCAACAAGAUACGUGCUCCACCAACCCUCCAGAUCUUUCUGGUGAAGAACCAUGUGUUGAGAUAUGCAUCGCUGCUAAAGAUUUACCCAACGACCGGACUGGACAACCUCCGAACCCUUUCGUCAUGAUAACGACAAUCACUCCACCUCAACAGACGUGGACCUUAAACAGCCACACUGAAAUCAUUGAGAGAAGCAAUGAUCCACAAUUUCUGAAGACCAUUGGUUUUGGGACGAACAUCAAACUGAAGACACGAGUAAAGUUUACGGUUUAUCACGUCAAUGAAAGGAUGACCAACACAAUGUCACAGUUGGGUUAUGUGAUGUUUGAUCUGAAGUCACUUCUGGCGAAACCUGAUAAAAAAUUGCAUUUACCAUUAAUGUCCCCUGAUUCUUCUCCUGCUGGUCAAAUACAAAUUACUGCUUGGGUCCACGAUGAAUCCAUUCUUAUUGAAGAUAAUUCCAGGGGUUCUGUUAGUUAUGGAGAGAAAUUGCAGAAUCGGGGUUUGGGUAAUUUGAAAAUCAUGUUCUUUAACCCGAUCAAGAAGACGUUUCGGUUUGACACGAACAAAGCAAGAAUGCAGUUGUUUGUCCAAGAAGUGAUGGCAGAGUUUAAGUGGAACUACACACUCCCACUCCAGCUGCUGAAGCUCUUCAUUGAAGAAGAACGGGAGAGAAUUAAUAUGCUCCAAGACCUUGGUGAGCUGCCCAUUACUUUAGAAAGCCAACAGCAAGCCUGGAUCUUGGCCAUAGCCAUUUCGACCGGCCUUUACACCGAAGCUGUCGACCAACUGGUGUGCCGGGCCAUACCAGGGGAAGUAACUGCAGAAUCGUUGUUCAAAGCAAGCAGUAUCAAGGCUGACAAGGAGUAUGAGUUUGUACCCAUCAACCUCCACUUACAGAGAAUGCAACUAAUUGAUGAGAAUACCAAUACAACUUGUUGCUAUGACUGCAUCACUCAUGGUUCUCUAGCAGCUUUCUCCCAGAAAUUCAAAUCUGGUGGACUUCUACGUAUUCUUGAGGAUCUACGAGAGACGCGUGCCCCAGAGGGUUGCCAUGGCAAGCAGUCGAAACUCGACAGAGCCUGCCAUUUGCUGAACUGCUUGGCAUCUCUGAAACAUGCUGUACACUUCCGGUGUUCGCGGCUGUGCCGUGUUGCAAUGCAAGGAACUGCAGCGGAGCUGAAAGAAGCAAUGGAACAACUAAAUCUCCAGGUCAAAGAACUUGUCAAAUUGUGCGACAAUCCAAUAUUCAAUGAGGCAUCGGCACAGCACAUGCGAGCAAGGACGGAGGCAUCAAACGCUGCAAUGGCUCUGCAGAUGUCUUCACAGAACCAGCUCUCUGCCACAGCAACAUCAUCCAAUCUUCUGCAAGCAGAACCAACAGCAGCAUCCAAUUCUGACGAUGCCAAGGGAACGGAUAGUAAUAACUGGCGUUGGACUGGCAGUAAUUUUGUGCGGAGUCCAACAAUGGAACCGUGGGACAUGUCUUGUGUGAACACGGAGGCUGCCACAAUGUGUCUGAUGUCGCUUGUGGACGAUUUGAUCCAGAAUAAGAACAACCCCAUGGACAUACCGAAAUGGCUGAGUGAAAUCAGCCCACGGGUGAUUGAACUUCAGAAAUUUAUUGAGAUACUUUUCAAACGAGCCAAUCUGUCUCUAACAUUCUUACUACUGCUGGAAAACCGAGAACAUGUCCCCUUGUUACAAACAAUAAAAUACCGACGAGAUAUAUCAUUCAGUCACGCAGUAACCGUAGCUACGGCUGGCUUUAUUUCCAAGAUCUAUGAGAACCUGGAGAAUGCCCAGUUCCUGGAACAGCUCUACAAAGUUGGGGUUCUGCUGCACUUUGAAGGUCUAGUGAGCUGCCAUGCUGAGGAGAUGGGCAUCAUUGAAGAUAUGUCUGUUGCCGUAGAAGAUCUUGCCAGCAUCAAGUUCAAACUGACACGAAAAGAUGAGAUUCAAGAAUUACAGCCAUCACUUCAACUUACAGAUUUUGUAAAAGAGGGCAGGUAUCCUGAUAUGAAUAGACACUCAGUGGUGGUUUGUAUUCCCUUGUUGAGCCACAUGUUUGACAAACUUCCCAGCAAACUCCAAAGUGGCCACCACAUCAAUGUCUCCACAUCUUACUUCAAUGUUGGAAUCAAUGAACUUGCUACCUUAGCAGAAAAAUUUGGAAGUACUGCCCUCCAAGAUGAUAUUAAUAAAAUGGGUUUCAAAAAGAUGAAUGACUACUUUGAGGCUUACAGCAAGGCUUGUGGAGAUCCAGACAGUGAUCUGAGUGGUACAGUGGCUGGCAGAACAACAGAACUGAUCCGGCAAUUACAGUACAACGUGUUGUCAAAGAAGAGUAAGAAUGUGGACAUCUUACAUAUUUCUUCUGAGAUCACUCGCAAGUUAAACGGAGUGCGCUUCAUUUGCUGUAAGAGCGGUAAAGAUCGGACCAGCAUGUCAGCCACCCUGGAACAGGUUCAACUCCUGCAACGGGAACACAACCUUGCUCCCCAUGUGUUUAUGCAAGCUUUGGACUGCUUCCGAAGCGAAGGGACCCGGCGAGAGAACACUCUGAAGAACGUUGGUGUGCGGAAGUACAAUUUCAAUUCAUUACAGAUGCUUUCAAUCCCCAGGUUGUACAGGGCACCGAGAGGGACUUAUGGAAAUACUUAAUGGAAAGGAAAAUCCUCAAUAAAUAUUGUCUGAAUAUA
This is a messenger RNA of Octopus sinensis (East Asian common octopus), 3347 nucleotides long. RefSeq names its product inositol polyphosphate-4-phosphatase type I A. The transcript is spliced from 25 exons. The record is from RefSeq and is a predicted model, not a curated record. Gene Ontology annotation, cellular component: cytoplasm. Gene Ontology annotation, molecular function: phosphatidylinositol-3,4-bisphosphate 4-phosphatase activity. The coding region runs from base 16 to 3309 and encodes 1097 amino acids. NCBI's taxonomy places the organism in Eukaryota, Metazoa, Mollusca, Cephalopoda, Octopoda, Octopodidae.